GUGGCGGCCCUUUUCCGCGCGUGCGUUCACUUCCCGCCAAAUCUCGAGGCCGCCUUUGUUGUCGUCGAGCGGUCCCGGCCGCAAACAGCCGCACUCGUCGUCCCAGGGUGGUUCCCCGCCGCGAAGGAGCCGCCGACUGGUUCCGAUGAAGCGUCACAGGCUCAGUCGCUUCCCGUUCGUUCAGUUUCACUUUCAAAUCCCGCCGAUAGUCGCUUCUUCCAAGAUGGCCGCCGCGACCGGCGGGCUGGGCGACGAGGAUGACGAGGACGGUGCGCUUCGCUGUGUUACUCCGCUUCCCGGCGCCAUGGGACUCGGCAAGGGCGGGCGCAAGCGCAUCGCCAUCGUGGGCGGCGGCUCUGCGGGCAUUGCGUCUGCUAAGUCCUGCCUGGAGGAGGACCUGGAGCCCGUGGUCUUCGAGCGGACCGACGCCCUGGGCGGCCUGUGGCGCUACCGGGAGAAGGCCGAGGAAGGAGUGCCCAACCUCAUGAAGGCCACCAUCAUCAACACCUGCAAGGAGAUGAGCUCCUUCAGUGACUUCCCGCCGCCCAAGGAGUUCGCCAACUACAUGCACCACACCAUGCUCGUCCGGUACUUCGAGCUGUACGCCGAUCACUUCGGCGUCACCAAGCACAUCCGUUUCAACACGGACGUCGUGAAGGUGGCCAAAAGCUCCGACUACGACGAGACGGGUCGUUGGGUUGUCACCGUGAAGACGACGGGCCAAGACCCCGUGACGGAGACCUUUGACGGCGUCCUGGUCUGCUCGGGCCACCAUGUCUACCCGCACGUGCCCACCUUCAAGGGACUGGACAAGUUCAAGGGCACAGUGUUCCACACGCACGACUACAAGCUGCCCGACGCUUAUCGGGACAAGAGGAUCCUCAUCAUUGGGGUUGGCAACUCUGGGGCGGAUGUGGCUGUCGACCUGUGUCCAGGAGCUGACAAGGUGUAUCUAAGCACCCGUCGCGGGUGCUGGGUCAUCCGCCGCGUCGGCUUCUGGGGAAUCCCGGCGGACUCGUUCCUCAACCGGCGCACCACGAACCUCUUCAACAAGUGGGCGCCCGAGUGGCUGGUGAAUUUUGUCUACGAGACGUACUCCAACGAGGCCUUCGACCAUCGAUUGUACCGGCUCAAGCCCAAGCACCGCUGGCGGAACCAGCAUCCCACCAUCAACGACGCCCUGCCCAACGGGAUCCUCAGCGGGAGGAUCAUCGUCAAGGGAGACGUCGAGGAGUUCACCGAGACGGGGGUUGUCUUCAAGGACGAGGAAGGUCAAGAGGUCAAGCUAGACGUUGUCAUCCUGGCGACGGGGUACUUGGCGACAUUUCCUUUCUUGGACCAAGACAUCCACAAGACUGAAAAGAACAAAGUGUGCCUGUACAAGUAUGUGUUCCCGCCGCACCUGCCCCACCCGACCCUGGGCUUCAUCGGCCUUCUCCAGCUGCUGGGAGGGGUCUUCCCGGCGCAAGAGGCCCAGAGCCGCUGGUAUGCGCUCCUCAUGAAAGGCAAGCUCUCGUUGCCGCCGCCCAAGGAGAUGCAGGCUGCCUAUGCCAAAUGGAGAGCCAAGCUGGAGAGCAGAUAUGUCGAGAGUCUCAGGCACACGUUCCAGGCCGAUUGGGUCGACUACAUGGACGAGAUAACAUCCCUGUACGGCGCCAAGCCCGACCUGUGGCGCAUGUUCUGGAGGGACAACAGCCUGUUCUGGAAAUGCUUCUGGGAGCCGUGCUUACCGUACCAGUACAGGCUGCAGGGACCGCACGCUUGGUCGGGGGCUAGGGAUGCCAUGAUGAGCAUGCGCAGCAGGCUCAAGGGUCCCCUGGACACUAGAAAGAUGCCGCCCUCUUCUUCUUGCAAGAACAGCAAGCUCAGAAAGGGAAUUCCCACCUUCCUCUGGGCGUUUGGAGCUGCAGCCCUGUUGAUCUACCUUGUCUCACUUCUCUUCUGAGUUGUGGCACCUAUCUAUGGUAUACCUGGCCCUCCGUCGCUUGAUGUUCUGUUGUCCGUACUCCCUGUGGUUUGCAGUCAAUCGGCAUUCCAGCUUUUGUGAUCUGUUGUUGUCCUGUGGGCAACAAUCCAUGUAGUCCCUAGGCUUGAGAAGUUUGUGGCUCACCACGUGUAGUCCUCCUUAGGCUUUGGAAGUCUCUUUCAUCUUCUAUGAUGAUGUUCCCAAUGUCUCCAUUAAGGGUGAAGUGUGAACUUUGGUUCACUGCCAAGAGACAUACAUGUGUCUGUAAAACAAAGAAAAGCUGAAUUGCCUAUGCACGGCGAUCCUCCUGACCGGACAAGGGCAGUAAUAUAAUGUUGUUCAAACCUCAAUCUCUUUGGCAAAGAACAUGAUUUCAAAGAGUAACAAAAAUUAUCAGCAGUGCUUAAAAGAGUAAAACAUCCAAAUAAAGGCAAGUCUUGUUUCUCUAGAAAAAAUAUUAAACUUGAAAAGUGUCAUUAAAAAUUUGUAAGAGGAAAAAA
Messenger RNA from Ixodes scapularis (black-legged tick), 2466 nucleotides. RefSeq names its product flavin-containing monooxygenase 5. The record is from RefSeq and is a predicted model, not a curated record. Bases 146 to 1945 code for a protein of 599 amino acids. Lineage: Eukaryota; Metazoa; Arthropoda; Arachnida; Ixodida; Ixodidae. Gene Ontology annotation, molecular function: flavin adenine dinucleotide binding; N,N-dimethylaniline monooxygenase activity; NADP binding. The transcript has 6 exons.